UCAGGUUUAUGAAACAGACUGUGAAGUUCAUCAAGAGCAGUCAACUAGAAAACCAAGGCUGGCCGACUCUUCGUCCAGUACACAGGAGCCAGGCAGAGUCCAGGGAUUCUUGCAACAUCUAUCUUCCCUUCGGAGGACACUAAGUUUUAUUUGAAGACAGAGAGUUCACUAUGGCAUCCGGACUGAAGGGACACAGAGGAGCUGUUACUGUGAUUUGGUGACAGUUCUUCAAACCGCAGUGUCUUGAGGAAGGGUGGAUCAAGAACCUCCUGAACUUUGGGUUGCAUUAAGUGAGAAAUCAGCAUGGCUCAGGCAAGUCUCCUGGCUUGUGAAGGCCUAGCAGGUGUGAGUUUGGUCCCCACUGCAGCCAGCAAGAAGAUGAUGCUGAGCCAGAUUGCCAGCAAGCAGGCCGAGAAUGGAGAGCGGGCAGGUAGCCCUGAUGUGCUGAGGUGCUCAAGUCAGGGCCACCGAAAAGACAGCGAUAAGUCCCGGAGCCGGAAAGACGAUGACAGCUUGGCCGAGGCCUCGCACUCCAAAAAGACUGUUAAAAAGGUGGUGGUGGUGGAACAGAAUGGUUCUUUCCAAGUAAAGAUUCCCAAAAAUUUUAUUUGUGAGCACUGCUUCGGAGCCUUCAGGAGCAGUUACCACCUCAAGAGGCACAUCCUCAUUCAUACUGGCGAGAAGCCCUUUGAGUGUGAUAUCUGUGAUAUGCGCUUCAUCCAGAAGUACCACUUGGAGCGCCACAAGCGUGUGCACAGCGGCGAAAAGCCUUACCAGUGUGAGCGAUGCCACCAGUGUUUUUCUCGGACAGAUCGAUUACUCAGACACAAACGGAUGUGCCAAGGGUGUCAGUCCAAGACUUCCGACGGGCAGUUUUCUCUAUAGGCGCGAGGGCCCCUGGUGGUGGGAGUGAGAAGAACCUACCGAAGAGUGCACCCCUCUGGUCUGAUGGUCCCACCACCACCCUGUCUGUACCUGUCCCCCUCCUGGAGGAGUGGACCCAGGAGACCAGAAGCGUGCAUCAAGGGACAGCGGCCCCAGAGCCUCGGCUCUGUAAAUAAUCUGAGACUUUGAGAUCUCGGGGAAGCUCCUCAGCCUUCCCGGGUAGGGAAGCUAGUCCCUGGACCGUGGCUGAGGUCAGAGACGGAGACUCCAGGUAUAGGACCAAGACGGAACUGUGCUCCCGCACCUGGGACUCUAGCUGGCAGCUGAAACGGAAGCGACUGGGAGAGGGGUUUACUUGUUCUGUUCUUGUUUUGUUUAUCCAGAAGCAGUUUCAGUAGGCGUCCUGUGGACACAGGUAAUCUAGAGGCUUAAAGUCCGGGGUAAAGCAGGGAUUGAGGGCGCUGGUCCAGUCCUACCCCAAAAUGGAAUUUUUGGGUACAGUUGUUCCUCAGUGUUCCACCAGCCUGCACUUCAGCUCCUAGUUGGAGGAGGUGGGACCAGCGAAGGCAGCUGAGAUUUCUGCCUCCUUCACAGGGUAGGGUCAGAAGAACAGGGAGGAGCGGCAGGGCUAGAGCCGGCGAGUGACAGGUGCCUCCUGCGUCCCGCAGGGAAGGGCAGGAGUCGUGUGCUUGGGUGAGACCGCGGCUCACGUCACACCGGUACCUGAUGGGGUCAGCUCAGUGCCUUCUGGAGGAAGCUGGGCAACAGAGCCCGGAAAACCCUUUCCUCCUCUCUUUAGGCAGGUGAUCCUGGAGCUAGUUCGUGGCUACCUCGUUGCCAUUGACUCCUGAGCCAGACAGAGGUCGAGCAGGAGUCGUGGAUGUCACAGCGGGCCGUCGCUCCUGGCGCCCACAGCUGGAACAAGAGUGCAGGAAGCGAGGGAGUGUGGGUCCGCUGACAUGGCUGCUGGGCGGGGGCUGUUCGUCCUGCCCGAGUCUAGCACUGUCCUCGCGUAGAGGAAACGGGGCCUGGCCCUCGGUCCCAGAGAGCGAGGUCUCGGCUUCCUUCUCGCCGGCCGCCCUCAGCCAGCAGAGACGUAGGGCCGGGAGGGCGCCGCCGAGCGAGCGCUGGGGAGGCCUAAUGCGGGUUUCACGCUCGGCCAGGUUCUUCGCUCCUCUCUGCCACCACCCCACCCCCAAAACAGUGACGGGGGAGGGGUGUGUUCACGAAUGUUCUUGUUUGUAUGCUCAAAGGUGGCAUAUGAUUGAGCCAAACCCUCUUGGCCCUCAGCUCAGGGAAGGAUGAACGUGACACGGCCUCCCUGCCUCCCACACCGGAAGGGUUGGAAGUCUCAGCGGGAGCUGAAGAACUCAAAUGAGGGGACUGGAGGGCUUUGUUUUGGAGGGUUGCUUUGUGGGGUUUUUUUUGGAUUUUUUUUAGAAUGACGCAACAUGCUGGUGGUUAGGGUGUUUCUGACCCAAGCCAGGUCUAAUGAAUGAAUUUUCUAAGGCAAAAUUGAAAGCCCUCUUUCUGCUAAGGAAAGGAUCCUUGUGAGGCGCUCCCACUGUGGUGAGGGGAACUUGCUUAGGAAUAAUCAUGGGGGGCUGGGUGAGCUGGCCAGGCUGUCAGUGAGUGUCUGCAGGGGCACCCCCUGGAGGUGCGCUCCAGUCCCCAGGAAGUGCCCGGAGCGGAGAGGCAGCAGCGGCGGUCUCCCGCCGGUUCCCUGUUCCAGAGGAGCUCACCUGGUGGCGUGGGGGUCCUUCACGCUCUAAGGCAUGAGGAGUUCGAGGGAAAAGAAAGGAGUCAGGGCAUGCUGACAGCAUCUGAGAUCCUUUUGGGGAGACGCUGGGGAAUGUGUUGGCACCGUUUGUUUUUCCGGCUUUGUGCGGGCACCCCUGUUUGAUAGGGUCCAGAACUGAUCCCUCAGCCCUUGAAUCUGUCCUGUGGCCCUGCAAGCAGGGCGCGUUUCCUCACGUGAACCAGCCCCUUCCUGGUAGGCGGCGCUGAGGCUGAAGCAUGUCGCUCAGUCUGGGAAGGAGGUUGCGUCCAGGAAACUGUCCUCUCAGAGCUUGGGGAAGUGGGAGGCCCUUCCCCUGCUCCUUGCAGCUGACGCGGGUUAUUGGGGCGUGGAGGCCUGUAGAGGGUGUCGCACAAGUGACCCGCGCCCCUCAGUGUGUGCACGUACGGUAGUCAGGCUGCACCCUGCCCCCCCACCCGCCCCGCUUCCUGCCUGGGGGUGAGCUGGGGACACCCCUGCGCGUGCGUGCACAGGGUGCUGACAGCGAGGACUGGGUGUGGCGGGAGCUCAGGAGCAGGUGGGCAGUUUGGUUGCCUGGGUGCUGGUGUCCGGGGCACUGGGUGCGUGUGAAGGAGGGGGUGACCCAGUGCCCGGCAGACCCACCGCGCUCCAGGGAAACCGCAUGCGGAGACUGCUGAGGGGCGGGACCCACGGCCCUGCCUCUGCUGGGGUGGGCCUAGCACUGGAGAGAGGCCUGCGCGUGUUGUGGGGC
Molecule: messenger RNA, 3395 nt
Organism: Condylura cristata (star-nosed mole)
Lineage: Eukaryota; Metazoa; Chordata; Mammalia; Eulipotyphla; Talpidae
Gene: ZNF740
Product: zinc finger protein 740
Exons: 6
Coding region: 304-885 (193 amino acids)
Biological process (GO): regulation of transcription by RNA polymerase II
Cellular component (GO): nucleus
Molecular function (GO): RNA polymerase II cis-regulatory region sequence-specific DNA binding; DNA-binding transcription factor activity, RNA polymerase II-specific
Source: RefSeq, a predicted model, not a curated record